AUGGGGGAGGAGCUCCAAAUCGCUCGAUCCCUUCAACUUCACAAGAUUCGUCAGUUCAGUCUGGAAAUGUGCAAAUCGCAUCUAACCCUGGUUAAAUUCUUCGUCGAUUUGGUAUGCGAACAGUUUGGGAUUCGAGCCGCGUGGAAAACAAAACGAUACUUGGAUCACCCGAUUCCAACUCAAAGGGAUGAUGUCAAUUGUGGGAUUCAUGUUUGCUUGAUGGCUCAAUCAAUCGUCACAAAUCAGUUCUGUCACGGAGAGAUAGAUGUUCAAGUAUUGAGAAGAGCAACCAAGGAAACACUCAUGGAUAAAUGUUCCUCUCCCUGA
Messenger RNA from Caenorhabditis briggsae, 327 nucleotides. The transcript is spliced from 3 exons. Bases 1 to 327 code for a protein of 108 amino acids. Lineage: Eukaryota; Metazoa; Nematoda; Chromadorea; Rhabditida; Rhabditidae. The record is from RefSeq and is a predicted model, not a curated record.